AUGAUUCUCGUUACGUUGAGGUACUAUGCUACUGGGAGUUUUCAAAAACUAGAUGGGGAUGUCAUGAAUAUAUGCCAACAGUCAGUAUCAAGAAUUAUAACUACUGUGUCUAAUUCAAUAGCACUACAAAUGAAAAUGUUUGUAAAAUUUCCAUCUACAGUGGAAGAUAUCAAUCAAGUAAAACAAAAGUUUUUUGAAGUGGCACAAUUUCCUGGAGUGAUAGGAUGUAUUGACUAUGGGAAUGGGGAUCAAAAAGGAAACCGUUGUGGCAGUGAUAUGUGCAUGUGCCACACUGCACGAUAUUCAACAAUGUUAGACGAUGUCAUGAUGCCUUCUACUGAUGACAAUAUAUUAAUCAGUAACAUCGAUAAUGUUCCUGUACAAGAAAACAGUAAUGGUUUUUUGGUCAGACAAUCUGUUGUCAAUAGAUUUUUUUCUCAAUAG
This is a messenger RNA of Parnassius apollo (apollo), 444 nucleotides long. Lineage: Eukaryota; Metazoa; Arthropoda; Insecta; Lepidoptera; Papilionidae. The record is from the annotation of a GenBank genome assembly.